UAAAAAAGAAAAAUAAGAAGACACGCCAUUUCAAGGUUUUAAAAUGUCAACACUAGAUAUUUAAACUGCCUGUUUUGUGUAUUUCUGGGAAAAGAGGAAGGCAGAGCCAUGAGUCUCAGUGAAGAGAAAGAAGAUGCCUCUAAAAUGAGUUCUCCGUCUCCUGAAACAAGCUGCGAUCAACCCAUGAAGAAUCUGCCCUCUGCAUUCAGUAAUGCAACAGUGACAUCUGACACCAGCACCAGCAGGAUGAAGAGACAGAGAUCAGAGUCUCCAGAUCCCAGUUGUGUGUCUUUGAAGAGUAGCAGGUCAAUGGUCCGACCUGAUUCAUUCAGUGACGAAAUGUCCUCUGACCCUCCAAGCACUGCAUCCCAGGAGACUGGAGAUCUGCAGAAACCAGUGGAUGAUGUUCUUCAGAAAGUCAAAGAGCAGCAUAAAACAAACUUGAAGAAAAAAUAUGAGAGCUUAUUUGAGGGAAAGAAACUCCAGGAGAAUCAAACACUCCUGAACAGGAUCUACACACAGCUCUUCAUCAUAGAGGGAGAGAGUGAAGGAGUGAAUGAAGAACAUGAAGUUUUACAGAUGGAGAAAACAGCCAGAACAAAACACUCACAAGACACUCCAAUCAACUGCAAUGACAUCUUUAAAUCCUCACCUGAACCAGGAUGUGAGGAGAAAGACCAAAUCAAGACUGUUCUUACUAAAGGCAUCGCUGGAAUCGGAAAAACCGUCUCUGUGCAGAAGUUCAUUCUGGACUGGGCCGAGGGAAAAGACAAUCAGGAUGUAGAUUUCAUGUUUGUGCUUCCAUUUCGAGAGCUGAACUUGAUCCGAGAUCAUCAGUACAGUCUUCACAGACUUCUGCUGGACUUUCAUCCUGAACUUCAAGAUCUGGACUCAAAGAUUUAUGAGGAGUGUAAAGUUGUGUUCAUCUUUGAUGGUCUGGAUGAAAGCAGAAUCACACUGAUGUUUUCAGAUGAUCAGAAAGUUUGUGAUGUGACUGAGACUUCAUCAGUGGGUGUGUUGAUGUCAAACCUCAUGAAAGGAGAGCUGCUUCCCUCUGCUCUCAUCUGGAUCACCUCCAGACCAGCAGCAGCCAAUCAGAUCCCCUCCAAAUACAUCAACCGUCUGACAGAAAUACAGGGAUUCAAUGAGUCUCAGAAGGAGGAAUAUUUCAGGAAGAGAAUCAGUGACCAGCAUCAAGCCAGCAGAAUCAUCUCACACAUCAGAAGAGCAAGAAGCCUCCACAUCAUGUGCCACAUCCCCGUCUUCUGCUGGAUCUCAUCCACUGUGCUUCAGAAGCUCCUGAAAGAAGAUGUGAGUGCAGAAAUCCCUCAAACUCUGACUGAAAUGUACAUCCACUUCCUGCUGAUUCAGAUCAACAUGAGGAAUCAGAAGUAUGAAGAGAGAGAUCCAGAGAAACUCCUGCAGUCCAACAGAGAAGUGAUUGUGAAACUUGCUGAAGUGGCUUUCAAACAGCUGAUGAAGGGCAAUGUGAUGUUCUAUGAGGAGGACCUGAUUGAGAGCGGCAUAGACAUCACUGACGCCUCAGUGUAUUCUGGGAUUUGCACUGAGAUCUUUAAGGAGGAAUCUGUGAUUCAUCAGAGGAAAGUCUACAGCUUCAUUCAUCUGAGCGUUCAGGAGUUUCUCGCUGCUUUCUAUGUGUUUUACCAUUAUGUAAUGAUACAUAUGAAUACAUUGAAGUUUUUUGUCAUACAUAAUCUGCAUAGAGAUGCAGUAGAUAAAGCCCUAGAGAGUGAUAAUGGCCAUCUGGAUCUGUUCCUGCGGUUCCUGCUGGGCGUCUCACUGGAGUCCAAUCAGAGACUCUUACAGGAUCUACUGACACACACAGAGAACAGCUCAGAGAGCAUCAGGAGAACCACACAGUACAUUAAAGAGAAGAUCAAAGAUGGACAUGGACUCUCCACUGAAAGAUCCAUCAAUCUGUUCCUCUGUCUGCUGGAAGUGAAAGAUCAGACUCUGUCCAGAGAGAUUCAGGAGUUUGUGAAAUCAGACAAACACUCAGAGAAGAAACUCUCUCCUGCUCAGUGCUCAACAAUCGCCUACAUGCUUCAGAUGUCAGAGGAGGUGCUGGAUGAGCUGGACCUCAAGAAAUACAACACAUCAGAUGAGGGGAGAAGAAGACUGAUACCAGCUGUGAUCAACUGCACAAAAGCUCUUCUUGCUGGUUGUAAUCUCACUGCUCAGGAUGGUGAAAUUGUAUCAUCAGCUCUACAAUCCUCAAACUCUGUUCUGAGAGAGUUGGAUCUGAGUAACAAUGACCUUCAGGACUCAGGAGUGAGGCUGCUCUCUAAUGGACUGAAGAGUCAAAACUGUCAGCUGGAGAUACUGAGGUUGUCUGGCUGUAUGGUGACAGAGGAAGGCUGUGGUUAUUUGUCUUCAGCUCUGAGUUCAAACCCCUCACACCUGAGAGAGCUGGAUCUGAGCUACAAUCACCCAGGACAAUCAGGAGUCCAGCUGCUCAAACACAAACUGGAGGAUCCAAACUGUGCACUGCAGAUACUCAAUUUGGACCAUGAAGGACAUUUCAGGAUCACACCAGGACUGCGAAAAUAUGCUUGUGAUCUCACACUGGAUCCAAACACAGCACACACUCAACUCAUCCUGACUGAAGGGAACAAACGAGCAAAGUAUGAAAGAGAGAAUCAGCCGUAUCCUGAUCAUCCAGACAGAUUUGAGAACUGUGAGCAGGUUCUUUGUCAGGAGAGUCUGACUGGACGCUGUUACUGGGAGGUUGAAUGGAGUGGAUUGGGUCAUGUAGCAGUGUCAUAUAAAGGAAUCAGCAGGAAAGGUGGGAGUGACUGUCGGUUUGGAUUCAAUGACAAGUCUUGGAAUAUUUACUGCUGUGAUACAGUUUACUCUGUUUGGCACAAUAAUAAGAGCACAACAAUUCCUCGACCUUCACCAUCUAAUAGAGUAGGAGUGUAUCUGGACUGGUCAGCCAGCUCUCUGUCCUUCUACAGUGUCUCUGACACACACACACUCACACACUUACACACAUUCAACAUCACAUUCACUGAACCCCUCUAUGCUGGAUUUCUGGUGUAUCCUGAUUCUUCAGAGUUUCUCUGUCCGAUGUAACAACCUCUUGUGAGGAACCACAAAGUUAAUUGCUAGAAGUGUCUAU
Messenger RNA from Labeo rohita (rohu), 3142 nucleotides. Its product is annotated as NACHT, LRR and PYD domains-containing protein 12-like. Lineage: Eukaryota; Metazoa; Chordata; Actinopteri; Cypriniformes; Cyprinidae. Gene Ontology annotation, molecular function: protein binding. The record is from RefSeq and is a predicted model, not a curated record.